Talpa occidentalis (Iberian mole) is the source of this 2674-nucleotide messenger RNA. It is a transcript of the gene NFS1, whose product is annotated as NFS1 cysteine desulfurase. Gene Ontology annotation, molecular function: cysteine desulfurase activity; pyridoxal phosphate binding. Gene Ontology annotation, biological process: [2Fe-2S] cluster assembly. NCBI's taxonomy places the organism in Eukaryota, Metazoa, Chordata, Mammalia, Eulipotyphla, Talpidae. Bases 66 to 1436 code for a protein of 456 amino acids. Gene Ontology annotation, cellular component: nucleus; cytosol; mitochondrion. The transcript has 13 exons. The record is from RefSeq and is a predicted model, not a curated record.
CACUUCCGGCAGCCUGGGGUCAAGAACUGUAGCCGCUUCUGGCGGGGAAGGCUGCCGCCGGGAGCAUGCUGUUGCGAGCUGCUUGGAGGCGGGCGGCAGCGGCCCUUCCCGCCGCUCCCGGGCCGAGAUCUGCGGCGCCCACUCGGGGGCUGCGCCUGCGUGUUGUAGACCAUGCUCCCCAGUCUGCUGUUCCCUCAGAUACAGCCACUGCUCCGGAGGAGCCAGGGCUGCGACCUCUGUAUAUGGAUGUGCAAGCUACAACUCCUCUGGACCCUCGGGUGCUUGAUGCCAUGCUCCCUUACCUAGUCAACUGCUAUGGGAACCCACACUCCCGGACACAUGCUUAUGGCUGGGAGAGUGAGGCAGCCAUGGAACAUGCUCGACAGCAAGUAGCAUCUCUGAUAGGAGCUGACCCUCGUGAAAUUAUUUUCACUAGUGGUGCUACUGAAUCCAACAACAUAGCAAUAAAGGGGGUGGCCAGGUUCUAUAGGUCACGGAAAAAACACUUGGUCACUACACAGACUGAACACAAAUGUGUCUUGGACUCCUGCCGUUCGCUGGAAGCUGAGGGCUUUCGGGUCACCUACCUCCCAGUGAAGAAGAGUGGAAUCAUCAACCUGGAGGAACUUGAGGCUGCCAUCCAGCCAGAUACCAGCCUGGUCUCAGUCAUGACUGUGAACAAUGAAAUUGGUGUGAAGCAGCCCAUUGCGGAAAUAGGACGGAUUUGCAGUUCUAGAAAGGUAUAUUUCCAUACUGAUGCAGCCCAGGCUGUUGGAAAAAUCCCACUUGAUGUCAACGACAUGAAAAUUGAUCUCAUGAGUAUCAGUGGUCACAAACUCUAUGGUCCCAAAGGGGUUGGUGCCAUCUACAUUCGCCGCCGGCCCCGUGUGCGUGUGGAAGCCCUGCAGAGUGGAGGGGGGCAGGAGCGGGGUAUGCGGUCUGGGACAGUACCCACACCCUUGGUGGUGGGCCUAGGGGCUGCAUGUGAGGUGGCACAGCAAGAGAUGGAGUAUGACCACAAGCGGAUCUCAAAGUUAGCAGAACGGCUGAUACAGAAGAUAAUGAAGAGUCUUCCAGAUGUAGUGAUGAAUGGAGACCCUGAGCACCAUUACCCAGGCUGUAUCAAUCUCUCCUUUGCAUAUGUGGAAGGGGAGAGUCUGCUGAUGGCUCUCAAGGAUGUCGCCUUAUCUUCAGGGAGUGCCUGUACUUCUGCAUCCCUUGAGCCUUCUUAUGUCCUUCGAGCAAUUGGCACAGAUGAGGAUUUAGCUCACUCUUCUAUCAGGUUUGGCAUCGGCCGUUUCACUACAGAGGAAGAAGUGGACUACACAGCAGAAAAGUGUAUUCACCAUGUAAAGCGUCUUCGAGAAAUGAGCCCUCUCUGGGAGAUGGUGCAAGAUGGUAUUGACCUCAAGAGCAUCAAGUGGACCCAACACUAGAAGAAUGGAACUCUUGACUUUGUGCUGGCCUGGCCCCUCCUGCCUCACUGACCCAUGCACAUCUGGGAUCCUUUUUAUAUUAGUGGCUACCCCAUGUUCAGACCAAAAUUGCUGUACCCCUGUUGACUUCAGCAUCAGCCCAUCUCCAACACAGAAAUACAGAACUAUCUUACCUCUGACUCAGUGGGGAACAACGCUCACCAUUUUGCUCCAGGAGUCCUUGUCUGGUCUUACAGUGGGUAGAUGUUCUCAUCCUGAGACAUUUGGACAUUUGUUACAAUAUUGCUGUAUGCUUGGUGAGGAGAACCAAAGGAAUUGGGAAAAAGACCCCAGUGCUCUACAUGGACAUUUGAGUUGUCUCUUACUGCUGCUCAGUGAAACUGACUCCUUCAGGAACAAGCUUAAUCAACUAUAAUUUAAUCUUUUUGUGGUUCCCAAGGGCACCACUUCAUAUUGACUGCAGACCAAACAGCAAGUUUCUCAGAAGGCUUGUCUCCUUUAUGUUUUUUAUGUCCUUUCUUUUCACCUAACAUCUAGAAAUAUCUAUAUGACUAUAUUCAUUGUUCUAAUAAAUUAUAUUUCCUUUAAAAAUUAAUUUUUAGAUUAGAGAAAUAAAAUCACCUUUCUUUGUUUACACUGACUUUAUGAGAGGCUCAGGGAAAAUUCCCAGCUACGAUUGGGAAUUCUGAAGCAAACUACCUAUCACUACACUUGAUAUACAUAGAUGUCUCAGUCUGUUUGCAUAACCAUUCAUUUACCAUUUAUUUAAGUGCCUGUCAAGAGGCUGACAUUAUUCUGGGUUUUGGGGGCAGGGUGGUAUACUGGUUAACAGUAUCAAAAGGGCACUGACCUCACUGAGCUUUCAUUUAGUGGAGAAAUAGAAAAUAAAAAGUAGGGGCCUCCCUUGUGGUGCAGGGGUUAAAGACAGCACUAUCAAGCUAUUGCCAGCCACUGCAGCACGAGUUUGAUCUCCGGCCGGCCAGGGGGCAACACACAUGGCGAGUCAGACCUCUCCUCUCUCGCCCGCUGCUCCCUUCAGCAGUGUAUUUCAGUAGAUAUGCCUGUUCUGCUCCCCAUUGUCUCUGGUGAAUCCUCUCACCCCCCGUACCUCUGGCUUAUACCCCAGUUAUUACAUGCAUAAAUAAAUCUUGAAAAAGAAAAAAAAAAUAGUAAAUAAGGCUAUUCAAUAUUGUGAUGAGUGCUGAAAAAGAGAGUCAUGAGAGGAAAUGCAAGAAAGA